Ailuropoda melanoleuca (giant panda) is the source of this 999-nucleotide messenger RNA. RefSeq names its product neuropeptides B and W receptor 2 (gene NPBWR2). Gene Ontology annotation, molecular function: neuropeptide binding; neuropeptide receptor activity. Gene Ontology annotation, biological process: neuropeptide signaling pathway. Gene Ontology annotation, cellular component: plasma membrane; neuron projection. Lineage: Eukaryota; Metazoa; Chordata; Mammalia; Carnivora; Ursidae. The record is from RefSeq and is a predicted model, not a curated record.
AUGCAGGCUGCUGGGCUGGAUCCCCCUGAAAACAGAGGUUCCCCCUUCCAGGCUGCGAUGGGCGCCAACGGCUCAUGGGACAAUGGCAGCAGGUCCCGCGUCAGCCCCCCUGAGCCACCGACAGCCCUCUAUGGGCUCCUGCCAGCAGUAUACUCCCUGAUCUGUGCCAUAGGGCUGACAGGCAACACAGCGGUCAUCUACGUGACCCUGAGGGUGCCCAAAAUGAAAACAGUGACCAACGCGUUCAUCCUGAACCUGGCCGUCGCCAACGGUCUCUUCACGCUGGUGCUGCCCGUCAACAUUGCGGAGCACCUGCUGCAAUGCUGGCCCUUCAGGGAGCUGCCGUGCAAACUGGUGCUGGUCACCGCCCACUACAACAUCUCCAGCACCGACUUCCUGGCCACCAUGAACGUGGACCGCUACCUGGUGGUGCUGGCCACCACACAGUCCCGCCACGUGCCCCAGCGCACCCCGGGCACCGAGAUCACCAGCCUGUGCGUCUGGAUGGAUGUCACCGUCAUGGUCCUGCCCUUCGUCGCCUUUGCCGGGGGCUACAGCAACGAGCUGCAGGUCACGAGCUGCGGGCUGAGCUUCCCCCAGCCUGAGAGGGCCUGGUUCAAGGCCAGCCGCAUCUACGUGCUGGUCCUGGGCUUCGUGGUGCCCGUGUGCACCCUCUGCGCGCUCCACGUGGACCUGCUACGUCGGCUGUGGGCCCUGCAGCUCCACUCCAGAGCCAAAGCUCUGGGCAAAGCCAAGCAGAAGGUGACCACCCUGAUCCUGGCUGUGCUGGCUGUCGGACUGCUCUGCUGGAUGCCCUUCCACCUGGCCUCCAUCGUGGCCCUGACCACAGACCUGCCCCAGACGUCCCUGGGCAUCAGCAUCUCCUACGUCACCAGCCUCAGCUAUGCCAGCUCCUGUCUCAACCCUUGCCUCUAUGCCUUCCUGGAUGAGAGCUUCUGAAACAGCUUCCGGAGCACAUUCCGAUGCCCAGGGGCCUGA